AUUUAAUUAAUGUGCAAUUGACCGGAUUAGGUAAUGUAUACCAAGCUCCGAGAAAUGGGGAAUUCUCCCAGGCUCGAGUGAGCUUUAAUAUAUCCCCCCCGAGCCUGGGGUGGUCUGCUGCUUGUCAAUUAGGCUGGUAGAUUAAUUCCAUAAACAUCUUGAAUAUAUAGGUAUCUAUAUAUAUAGGUAUAUAUGGCUAGGUAUAUAAACGACUUGAAUCAUCUUUCAGUCUUUGACUUAACUGGUGAUAGUGGUUGAUAGUCCAAAGCACAGCCUAAGUACUCCCGAGAACUAUCUACUUGUAUAACAGAAAUCAAGAUGCGGGUAACAUCUCUGCUCACGCUCGCGUUCGCCGCGACUGGCUUCGCCCAGGCUCCCGAGGGCUACAAGACCGUUUACAUCACGUCGAUGGUAGACUCCAAGUUCGUCUUGGUUCCCAAGUCGAACACCAGCGGCAGCACUCUAGUCAUCAAGACCGGCAGCCAGAAGCCCGAGCAGCAAUGGUACAUCAAGACCGGCAGCACCAAGAUCCAGCUAGCCGGCACUGAGCUCUGUCUAGACGCAGGCGAGAAAUCUAACUGGAAGGACAUGGCCAACAUCUACAUCAAGGAGUGUUCCGACACCGCGGACUCGCAGAAGUGGGUUGCCAUGGAAGACGGACGGAUCGCCGUCGAGAAGUCGAGCCCCCAGGAGUGCCUCGACCUGCAAUACAUGCGCGCCACGGAGAACAACCCCGUCGGCCUGUACAGCUGCGCGGGCCUAGGAAACAUCGGCGCUGCAGACAAGGGCAUCAACUGGCCGCUUACCGAGGUUACUGCUCCUUAAAGUUGUAGGCUGGGUAGUUAUUCGGUGGCGUGGCCAAGUUCUCGUUGUAUAUAGCAGUAACGUGGUAAAUGGCACACGAAUAUGCGAGCUAUGAAUUUGGGUUGAAAAGAAAGUGAAUCUGGCAUAUCGGUUAUUAU
Molecule: messenger RNA, 962 nt
Organism: Daldinia decipiens
Lineage: Eukaryota; Fungi; Ascomycota; Sordariomycetes; Xylariales; Hypoxylaceae
Product: carbohydrate-binding module family 13 protein
Exons: 4
Coding region: 319-825 (168 amino acids)
Source: RefSeq, a predicted model, not a curated record